Chrysemys picta bellii (western painted turtle) is the source of this 2284-nucleotide messenger RNA. It is a transcript of the gene ME1, whose product is annotated as malic enzyme 1. The record is from RefSeq and is a predicted model, not a curated record. Gene Ontology annotation, biological process: pyruvate metabolic process; malate metabolic process. Gene Ontology annotation, cellular component: mitochondrion. Gene Ontology annotation, molecular function: malate dehydrogenase (decarboxylating) (NADP+) activity; NAD binding. Lineage: Eukaryota; Metazoa; Chordata; Testudines; Emydidae.
AGAUCCAUGGCCUGCCCCCCACUGUCCCCCUCCCCAGCCGCUUCCCUGGCAGCUCCCGCUCCCACCCGGCCUCGGCUCCCUCCAGGUCGCGCGGUGAAACGCUGCGGGCGCUGACCCGCCCCCCGCCGCUCCCGCCGCUGAGCGGUUCCUCCGCUGACUCAGCGGCGCUCGUGCCCCGGUGACCCCGGCUUGGAGGCGGCGGCGUGUCAGGGCGCUUCCUCCUCCCCGCCCCCGCGGUACCAUCCCGGCGGACACUCGCCUUGGCAGCGGCUGCAGCAGUGACCGGCCCAGCCCGCAGAGCUCACCAUGAAGCGGGGCUACGAGGUGACCCGCAACCCCCAUCUCAACAAGGGCAUGGCUUUUACUUUGGAAGAGAGACAACAGUUGAAUAUUCAUGGACUAUUGCCUCCUUGCUUUCUCAGUCAAGAUGUCCAGGUUUUAAGGAUUCUCGUGAAUUUUGAAAGACAAACAUCUGACCUAGACAGAUACAUUCUGUUAAUGGGUCUUCAGGAUCGAAAUGAAAAGCUUUUCUAUAAAGUGCUGACAUCUAACAUUGAAAGGUUCUUGCCUAUUGUUUAUACUCCCACUGUGGGUCUGGCUUGCCAACAAUAUGGUUUAGCAUUUCGGAGGCCAAGAGGUCUUUUUAUCACCAUCCAUGACCGGGGGCACAUUGCUACAAUGCUUAAAUCAUGGCCUGAAGAUGCCAUCAGGGCUAUUGUGGUGACUGAUGGAGAACGUAUUCUUGGCCUUGGAGACCUUGGCUGUUAUGGAAUGGGCAUCCCAGUUGGUAAAUUGGCCCUUUACACAGCAUGUGGAGGAAUGAAACCACAGGAAUGCCUGCCUGUAAUCCUGGAUGUGGGAACUGAUAAUGAGGAGUUGCUAAAAGAUCCCUUAUAUAUUGGACUGAGGCACAAAAGAGUCAGGGGUCAAGCUUAUAAUGACCUUCUUGAUGAAUUCAUGCAAGCUGUGACUUUCAGGUAUGGCAUGAAUUGCCUUAUUCAGUUUGAGGAUUUUGCUAAUGCCAAUGCAUUCCGCCUCCUGAAUAAGUAUCGUAACAAAUACUGCACAUUCAAUGAUGACAUUCAAGGAACAGCGGCUGUGGCUGUUGCAGGUCUUCUAGCAGCUCUGCGUAUCACUGAGAACAAGCUGUCAGAUCAUACUAUACUGUUCCAGGGAGCUGGAGAGGCUGCCCUUGGGAUAGCAAAUCUGAUUAUUAUGGCUAUGCAAAAAGAAGGGACACCUGAACAAGAGGCCAUCAAAAAGAUAUGGAUGGUUGACUCAAAAGGAUUAAUAGUUAAGGAGCGUUCCUCAUUAACAACUGAGAAAGAAAGAUUUGCCCAUAAACAUGAUGAAAUGAAAAAUCUGGAAGAUAUCGUUAGAGCUAUAAAACCAACUGUACUCAUAGGAGUUGCAGCUAUUGGUGGUGCAUUUACAAAACAGAUUCUCAAAGAUAUGGCUUCCUUUAACAAGCAGCCUAUCAUUUUUGCCCUAAGUAACCCAACCAGCAAAGCGGAGUGCUCUGCAGAGCAGUGCUACCAGAUGACUGAGGGGCGUGGCAUUUUUGCAAGUGGAAGCCCCUUUGACCCUGUGACGCUUCCAAGUGGGCGCACUUUCUAUCCUGGACAGGGUAACAAUGCAUAUGUGUUUCCUGGAGUUGCCCUUGGUGUUGUUUCAUGUGGAUUGAGAUACAUAAGUGAAGAAAUUUUUCUCACUACUGCUGAGGUGAUAGCUCAACAGGUUUCAAAGAAACAUUUAGAGGAGGGUCGUCUAUACCCUCCAUUAGUCACUAUUCGAGAUGUGUCACUGAAAAUUGCUGUGAAGAUUGCAGAACAAGCCUACAGCAAUAAAACAGCAUCUUUCUAUCCUGAGCCUGAAGACAAGGAAGCAUUCAUCCGCUCACAGGUUUAUAGCACUGAUUAUGACAGCUUUGUAGUGGACUCUUAUGUCUGGCCCGAGGAAGCCAUGAAAAUACAGACCGGAAAUCUUUAAUAGAAAAUGAACAAGGUAGCAGUAGUUGAAGGAAUUCAGAUACCUAUUACUGUUUUGUCUGUUAAAUCUAAAAAUUAUUAGUUUUUUUUUUUAAUCUUUAAUAGAAAAUGAACAAGGUAGCAAUAGUUGAGAGUUCAAAUAUUUAGUAGUUUUCUGUCAAAUCUAAAAAUUAUUUUUUAAUAUGCUGAAAACUUUUACAAUCAGACUAAUUUUUUCUUUAAAACUUUUAUUUCAAAUUAGUUAAGUUGCUAAAAUAACUGUACACAUAAGAAUAAAAAUCAAUUUGGGCAAUGGA